AUGCACUGCAUUAAUGUCAGUCAGGGGUCUCUGUCAUCAGAAAGGCUCCAAUACUCAGCAGCUCCAGUCCAGAGAGUAGGAACUCCAUCAGCUGGUGAAGACAAUCAAGUCUGUACUACAAUAAUAUUAGGAUCACCUGCUAAUCAAGUCGCUCUCCAAGAACUAAUGAGGCGAUACAAUCUGACUGACGAGCAACUCAACCGUGAAAUAGUGGACUCCGAUACUCCCGUAAUGGCCUUAAAUUUUGAUGACGUGGAAAUGUAUUCAACUGCAAUGGGGCUAGCUAUUGCUAAACAAGCUGAUGUGAAGAAGGUGUACCAUUGCGAAGGAACUCAAGCAGCCAUGAUGAAGUGCCUGCAAGUUUGGAAAGAACGUGAUUCUUUUCAAGCAACUUACAGAGCUCUACUGGAUAUUGCACUGAGUUUGGGGAAAGGAGACACAGCUGAUAAAAUCUGUCAUCAAUUGACCCAACAUCGUACACUGGACAUGAAGUGACUACACAUGCAGUGUGUCGGAUUGUACAAAAUACUGUAGAAAUUGCAUGUUACAUAGAUUCACCCCUACUGGAUGAUAGAUUUGAUCAUACGAAGAAGACUGACUGAACAAUAAAAUUAUAUAUAGCCAUUUUCAUAGAUACAAUUACAUUCAAAUGUUCUCAUGCAAAUGUACAGUGGAAUUGUUAGAUCACAAUAACAACUAUUCAGUAAUAACAACUUUUCUGUUACAUAAUUGUACAUGAAUAGAUUGUAUUAUAAAAAUAAUUAUAACAUGUACGCCAGAAUAACAACUGAAACCAAAAAACAAUUAUAAUAUAAUUAUGAAAGUAUAUACAAUAAUAAAACUAGACAACGUUCAGACAUUGCAUGACAGUAUCUAAACUGAGAGCAGGCUACAGCCCACAGAGGACAGCCGAUACCACCUGCAGAGAAAGAGAAACACUCAAU
Halichondria panicea is the source of this 944-nucleotide messenger RNA. RefSeq lists its product as uncharacterized. The transcript has 3 exons. The record is from RefSeq and is a predicted model, not a curated record. Lineage: Eukaryota; Metazoa; Porifera; Demospongiae; Suberitida; Halichondriidae. The coding region runs from base 1 to 495 and encodes 164 amino acids.